Columba livia (rock pigeon) is the source of this 1943-nucleotide messenger RNA. RefSeq names its product antigen WC1.1-like. Gene Ontology annotation, cellular component: plasma membrane. Gene Ontology annotation, molecular function: serine-type endopeptidase activity. Gene Ontology annotation, biological process: zymogen activation. Lineage: Eukaryota; Metazoa; Chordata; Aves; Columbiformes; Columbidae. The record is from RefSeq and is a predicted model, not a curated record.
UAUUGGUUCCCUCACGUAGUUCAUGUGAUUCUAUAUAUUUCCUACUUUGUAGUCAUUUGUGAGGCACAGAGAAGACCAUGUAGAAUUUGGUGUAGGCAGUGCCUAAUAGAGAGUGAAGUAUCAUCUGUCUGUCACCUUGAUGGCAACAAGAGAACAUCUUUCUACUCCAGUAUUGUGGCUGCUUCUCCUCUCCAUUCAGUUCUGCCUGGGUGCUGAUGAACUGAGGCUGUCAAAUGGAACUGGCCGCUGCUCUGGAAGAGUGGAAAUAAAACAUGAGGGGCAGUGAGGAACUGUGUGUGAUGGUGACUGGACCAUAAAAGAUGCUGAUGUUGUUUGUAAGCAGCUACGAUGUGGACCUGCUGUUCAGGCCCUUAGUCAAGCUUCUUUUGGAGAAGGAUCUUGACCAACAUGGUUGUAUCGAGUUCAUUGCCAUGGUGACGAAUCCACUCUCUGGAACUGCUCACAUACAGGAUGGGGUGCUUUUACUUGCCCUCAUUACUUUGAUAUUGGAGUGAUUUGCUCAGGUUUCUCUGGGCUGUCUCUGACGGGACGGGACACUGCCUGCUCAGGACAUCUGCAAGUAAAGCAAGAAGAAACUUGGCCUAUGGUCUGCUUGUCACACACUGAUUUCAAAACUGCCUCUGUUAUAUGUAAUGAGUUAGAGUGUGGCCAGGCUGUGGAUAUCUUGAGAGGAACUCACUUUGGAAAGAGACAAGAACUGAUCUGGCAAGAAGAGUUUCACUGUGUAGGGAAUGAGACUCACCUUGCACACUGUCCCAGGAUGCUGCACCACAGUGAGACAUGUUCUCAUUAUGUCCGUGUUGUAUGUUCAGAGUUCCUGACCCUGAGGCUGGUGGAUGGCAAUGAUUGUGCCGAGAGGCUGGAAGUUUUCUACAAUGGGACAUGGGGGAGCAUUUGUUCCAAUCGGAUGUCUCAACUCAUUGCAACAAUUGUGUGCAAACACCUGAACUGUGGAGAUGGUGGGGAAAUCGCAAGAGACUUCACAUAUGGCAGAGGUUCUGGGCCCACAUGGCUGGACCACAAGAGAGAGCAACACAGCUCUCUCUGGCAAUGUCAGUCAGACCCCUGGGAUCCUCAUUCAUGUGAUAACCGAGCAGAAGAGACACAUAUUUCUUGCACUGGAAGAAAAGAGGCAAAGUCUCCAGCCACAUUUUCUGAGUGUCCAAAAUCUACAAGUUGUUCAGAUACCUCUAUGUUUCUGUGUUUUGCAGACAAGAAGUUACGAGUCAUAGGAAGACAGGAUGGAUGUUCAGGCAGAGUGGAGAUUUGGCACCACGGCUCUUGGGGAACAGUCUGUGAUGAUUCUUGGGACAUGGCAGACGCUAAUGUUGUAUGCAGACAGCUGGGUUGUGGAUCUGCUGUGUCUGCUCUGAGCGAAGCGGCAUUUGGGGAAGGGAGUGGUCCUAUCUGGUUGGAAAAGGUGCACUGUAAAGGAACAGAGCUAUCUCUUUGGGACUGUCCUGCCAAGCCCUUGUUCAGCAAAAACUGUGAUCAUAAGGAAGAUGCUGCCGUGGAUUGCUCUGGUAUGACAGAAAUGACAGCAUCAUCCACUAGAGCAGAUCCUCCACACCACCCUGCAACAGAGAGGACAAGAAUUUCAACACCUGUCAUCAUCUGCAUUUUUCUGGGGGCCCUUCUCUGCUUGGUCCUUGCCAUUCUUGCUGGACAGAUCCAAAGUGCCAGGGUACAGCAGAGAGGCUCCAGAGUAUCCUAUGACCCAUUCUCUGAGGCUGUCUAUGAAGAGAUCAACUCUAACCUGAUGAUGGAAAAGCAGGGCAUGACUGGCCUCCCAGAUCACGUUUCAGAGAGUUCAAAAACAACGGUACCGUUUUAUAAUGGGGACAGUGAUGAAGAAAAUAGUCCUGGAGCAACUCAAGGAAAUGGAAGAUGGGAAUCCUACAAAGAAAGAGACUGAAAAUCAG